Nematolebias whitei (Rio pearlfish) is the source of this 1342-nucleotide messenger RNA. RefSeq names its product zinc transporter 2-like. The transcript has 9 exons. Gene Ontology annotation, molecular function: zinc ion transmembrane transporter activity. Gene Ontology annotation, cellular component: plasma membrane. Gene Ontology annotation, biological process: insulin secretion; response to zinc ion; zinc ion transmembrane transport. Lineage: Eukaryota; Metazoa; Chordata; Actinopteri; Cyprinodontiformes; Rivulidae. The record is from RefSeq and is a predicted model, not a curated record. The coding region runs from base 146 to 1342 and encodes 398 amino acids.
CAUCAGGCAGGAUGGGUGCAAACCUCUGCAUCCAUCACAGGAGACAACACAUCUGGAGGAAGAGUCCAGCGGUUCCUCUGAAGGAGCAAACGUUUGGGUUUGAAUUAUUUAUUUUUAAUUUAUUGUUUUAUUCAAGACAUCAGUGAUGUUUAAGAGCAAGAAUCCAGAGGAAGUCCACCUGGUGACAGAACCCAAGAAGAUUUAUACACUCCCUGGAAGUGUGCCAAACGAUGAAGAGUGGCAGAAAGAUGCCAAGCACUGCCACGACAACAGCCGCGCACAGGCGGAACGAGAGACGGAGAAGAAAAAUGCCAGACGGAGGUUAUAUGUGGUUUCUGUCAUCUGUUUGCUUUUCAUGGUCGGUGAGAUCGUCGGUGGAUAUUUGGCGGGAAGUCUUGCAGUGAUGACGGAUGCAGCCCACCUUCUGACGGACCUAACCAGCUUCAUCAUCAGCUUGUUCUCCCUCUGGCUCUCCUCGAAACCCGCCACACAAAAACUCAGCUAUGGCUGGCACCGUGCAGAAAUCAUGGGUGCGCUGCUGUCAGUUUUUACCAUCUGGUUGGUCACAGGAGUGUUGGUUUAUCUGGCUGUGGAGCGGCUCAUUAGUGACGACUACACCAUUGAGGGUGAAAUUAUGCUCGUUACCUCAGGCUGUGCUGUGGUGGCCAAUAUUAUAAUGGCGGUCACCCUUCAUCAGUCUGGCCACGGCCACAGUCAUGGUGGGCUGAGUUCACAUGGACACAGUCACAGUCCAAAGAAAGAAAAAAUAAAGAAGCUUACAUCAAAUGGCAUCUACUCAAAUGAAGAGUGCAUAAACAUGGAGCAAAGUCAUGCAGAUCAUGGUAAGAGGGCUCAGCAGGCCAAUGCAAGUGUGCGAGCAGCUUUUGUUCAUGUGAUGGGAGAUCUCCUGCAAAGUGUCAGUGUGCUAGUUAGUGCCAUCAUCAUCUUCUUCAAGCCAGAAUACAAGAUGGCCGACCCGAUCUGCACCUUCCUGUUCUCCAUACUGGUCUUGUGCACCACCUUCACCAUCAUGCGAGACAUCCUUCUCGUCCUGAUGGAGGGCACUCCGUCGGGGGUGAAGUACAGCGAGGUGCGAGACCGUUUGUUAGCGGUAGAGGGGGUCACGGCGGUCCACAACCUUUACAUCUGGGCCCUCACCAUGAACCAGGCCGUGCUCUCUACACACGUUGCUAUAGAUGACUCCGUUGAUGCUCAGACCGUCCUGAGAGAAAUGACCCAGGCUUGUUUCUCCUCCUUCAACUUCCACUCCGUUACCAUCCAGAUGGAGCGGCAGGCGGACCUGAAGCCUGGCUGCACGCUGUGUGAAACCCCCCAGAAGUAG